UUUCUUUAAAAUUUUAUUUUCUUUAUGGGCUUACGUCCCCAAAAAAUCAGGCAAGUGCUAUAAGAGUGCCACAUAGCCCACCUGCUUGCUUGUUUUCUGCAUAGCAUUUUUAUCAGCCCUUCAUCCUUGAAGAACAUCACCAACAAUUUUAUACCAAGAUGGCGGAUCGCACCGCAAUUUAUAGCAUGGAUGAUGCUCUUCUGAGCGUGGGAUUUGGGAAAUACCAAACCCUGAUUCUUAUAUAUGCUGGACUUGGAUGGAUUUCGGAAGCAAUGGAGGUGAUGAUUCUUUCAUUUGUUGGACCAGCAGUACAGACGGAAUGGAACCUUACUUCAGAGCAAGAGAGCCUUAUCACCACUGUGGUGUUUGCAGGCAUGCUUUUUGGGGCAUAUACCUGGGGAUUAGUUUCAGAUAGAUAUGGAAGAAGGAAAGGAUUUUUAGCUACAGCACUGAUCACUUCCAUAUCUGGUCUCCUGAGUGCAAUUGCCCCUAACUACGUUAUAUUGUUAAUAUGUCGUUGUUUGGUUGGUGUUGGCGUGGGAGGCGGUCCUGUGCUAUUGUCUUGGUUUCUAGAGUUUGUGCCUGCACCAAGAAGGGGCACUUGGAUGAUUAUUUUCCAAGGAUUUUGGACUGUUGGUACAGUUUUAGAGGCUGGCAUAGCAUGGAUUGUUAUGCCAAGGUGGGGAUGGAGGUGGCUGCUUGGUCUUUCUGCAAUGCCUGCAAUGCUUUUGCUUAUCUUUUACUGUGUGGUGCCUGAGUCUCCAAGGUAUUUGAGUCUCAAAGGUGAAAAACAAGGUGCCAUGCGGAUUUUGGAGAGGAUAUCCAAAGUCAAUGACAGAGAGUUGCCACCUGGUGUUCUUUGUACUGAUAUCGAGAUUGAGCAGUAUAGUGAUCUUCCUCCACAACGUAAACCAUUGCUACCAAGUGUAGUUGAUGCAGAAGCUGCAUCACUUCCCAAGGGCAGUGAUUCUGAAACGGGAAUUCUUCAAUCAUUGUCAAUGCUUUUAUCACCAAAAUUGAUUAGGUCAACCUUGCUUUUGUGGGUUGUAUUCUUCGGAAAUGCCUUUGCUUAUUAUGGCCUUGUGUUGUUGACCACUGAGUUGAACAAGACUGAUAGUACAUGCUAUCUAAGACAAAUUGGUUCCGAAGAUACUGCCACUGUCAAUUACAGGAACGUCUUCAUCACUAGCUUUGCAGAGAUUCCGGGCCUUGUUCUCGCUGCUGUCAUUGUUGAUAGACUUGGUCGUAAAGUUUCAAUGUCAGCCUUGCUCUUUUUAUGUUUCCUCUUCAUGUUGCCGCUGGUGGUCCAUCAGUCAGCGGGUCUAACAACAGCAGUUCUGUUUGGAGCUAGAGCAUGCAUUAUGGGAUCCUUCACGCUUAUGUUUUUAUAUGCUCCAGAGAUAUACCCAACAGUUGUGAGGAGUACUGGUGUUGGACUGGGGAGUUCGAUGGCGAGAAUUGGCGGAAUGAUCUCUCCUAUGGUAGCUAUAAGUUUAGUACAUGGAUGUCAUCAAACUCUUGCCAUUCUCCUAUUUGUGGGUGUGGUAUUAGUUUCUGCAAUCUGUGUCAUGUUGUUCCCUAUUGAAACCAUGGGUCGAGAGUUGACCGACAGUUUUUUCGACAGUAGUACGUACGAAAGGCUAGUAUCCUAAAUUCACGUCUCAUCUAAAUAUGAUCUGUCUAUCUAUCUUCUUCAUGUUGCAGCCAAUGAGGUCGUGGCGUAGAGGUCAAGACUGAGGUCCUGGACACAUUAGGUUCCGGAUUUCAUUCUGUUGUCUCCUAUUUAUAUGGAUCUCUUGUACUGAUUUUUUUUUACAUCAUCUGUUAUAGACCCUUCAGAAAAAGAAAGGAUAUCUUCUUGUUCUUGUUCUUCUUGUAUAGGCCGUAUGGAUGUAUGGUUUGUAAUUGUUUUAUUAUUAUAAUAAGAUCGAGCGAUUUUUUUACCUA
Molecule: messenger RNA, 1947 nt
Organism: Beta vulgaris subsp. vulgaris (sugar beet)
Lineage: Eukaryota; Viridiplantae; Streptophyta; Magnoliopsida; Caryophyllales; Amaranthaceae
Product: organic cation/carnitine transporter 7
Exons: 6
Coding region: 159-1652 (497 amino acids)
Biological process (GO): transmembrane transport
Cellular component (GO): membrane
Molecular function (GO): transmembrane transporter activity
Source: RefSeq, a predicted model, not a curated record